Wyeomyia smithii (pitcher-plant mosquito) is the source of this 4858-nucleotide messenger RNA. RefSeq lists its product as uncharacterized. The transcript has 7 exons. Gene Ontology annotation, cellular component: nucleus. Lineage: Eukaryota; Metazoa; Arthropoda; Insecta; Diptera; Culicidae. Gene Ontology annotation, molecular function: zinc ion binding. Bases 94 to 4785 code for a protein of 1563 amino acids. The record is from RefSeq and is a predicted model, not a curated record.
GAUUCAUAUUUUAGAUGCGCUAAUGUUUAUCCGCUAGAUUUUAUUGAUUGAAUGUAACAAAUUUCUUCCGGUUCUUUGCUAUUUUACUGCACCAUGGUAUUUUUAUGCUGCAUUCCCAUAUGCAAAAAUGCGAAAUCUGGUGCCGAUCAAAGCGUAGGAUUUCAUCCCUUUCCACUAAUUACGGAACAGCGCGAAAAAUGGAUAGAAUUUGUGGGUGCAGAUGCAACCAAAUUUCGCUGGCGAGGGAAAUUUAUUUGUUCCGAGCAUUUUUUACAUUCGGAAUUAAUGGAGGAGAAUGAUCAGAAGAAACUAUUAGAUGGAGCGGUUCCCAUGAUAUUCAGUCAAGAAGAGUGUGAAGAAGAUGAUUUUUUUGAUCGGGACGAUUUUAUGAUUUCGAAGGAAGUUGUUACUGUAACUACUUCAAGUAAUACGGCUCAUAUUGAGUGUCGAGAAAUGCGAAAACUUUUCUGCAGGCUUUGCUUAACAAAACAAUCUAAUUUACUCCCCUUUACUUCGAAACUGCACAAUGUUACACUGACCGACAUAAUAUAUACCAUAGCUGGAGUCAAAAUUGAAACGAAUCCACUAAUGCCUACACAAAUUUGUACCGGUUGUGUCUCGAAGCUUGACUUGGCUUUCAAUGUUCGUAUUGAAGUAAUACACAACAAUAAAAGGGUAACAAACUUAUUCAAAAAUCAGCAACUGCAAUAUCAUUACAAAUUUUUUGACAAACAUCAAUUUAAUACAAAAAGCGUAAAUCAUGAUUACCUAGCCGAUCUACUAGAAGCAGUUAAGCAGCAAAAGGAAGCUCCAGGAAUUGUAAAAACGAUUGGAAACAAUGCCCCAUCAAUGAGUAACCUGGUCGUAACUUAUGAAGAUCCUGUUAAACAAGAGUGUGUGUCCUCAUCACAGACGAAAAAAAGCGAGGAUGUUUUUGAGGAUAAUAUUGAGGAAGAACAUCUAUUUGAAGAGGAAGAUUUUACAGAUAAUAUAGGUGAACUGCAAAACUCGAUUAUUGAGCAAAAAAUUGUCUCUCAGGGACAACUACAAAACGAACCAUUCGUCGAGCACCAAAAUUCCGCUAAUCGAUUAAAACAGGAAGCAUACAGUGAUUCGGACGACGAAUCAGAUUCUGGCAAGCCGAAAUUUGUCUUCUCUUGGAAAGAGUUGUAUACGCCGAAAGAAGAACCUAAACCAAAGCGUAGUUUUGAUCCAAAACCAAAGCCAAAUCUGAUUCCGUUCACCUGUUACACCUGUAAGAUUUCAAUGAAAGAUGCUAACGAGCUAGAGAUUCACCUGGAGAAACACGUUGAUUUAUUGCCUUUUACUUGCAAAGAAUGUGCAACAGCAGAGCAUUCGAUGGUAUUUAAAUCAUUGUAUGCUUUAAACAAGCACUUAGAAUCCCAUCUCUACCCAUAUAAGUGUGAGCACUGUCCAUGUAGAUUUCUGAAUGGUCACUCCUAUCUCAAACACCUGUCGAAUCAUCACGAAUCGCACAACGAUGGUUUUACUUGUGAUUAUUGUGGACAAUACUUUACCAAGAAACCUCCAUUUCAGAGACAUAUAGCGAAGCAUCGAGCAAUGGAAGAGGGUAAAUUUACUUGUGAAUAUUGCGGCAGAGCGUUUAACUGCAAUCCUUUGCUUAGACGACAUCGACGCAUUCAUACCGGGGAAAAACCGUACGAGUGUCGAAAAUGUGGCAAGCGUUUUAACCAUGCAGCUAACUUCCAAAAUCACAAACGGAUACAUACCGGCGAACGGGCUUACCGAUGCACCGAGUGCGACAAAGCGUUUAUGUGUAGUACAACGCUGCGGUACCAUAUGGCAUCUCAUUAUCCCGAUGAUCCGAAAUAUCGCAUUCAAGCGUCUGUACAGCGACCACGUUAUUCGGUUACUGUUACUGAUAAUAAUGGUAUCAAGGAGUACAAGUGUGACGUGCCCGAUUGUGAUUUCUCUACCCGGUUGUACCGAGCUCACUUUUACCAUCGAAGCAUGCAUCGGAAGCGUUUCGAGUGUGAAAUUUGCCACAAACGAUUCCCACUUCGGGCCAACCUGAAAAAGCAUGUUGCGGUUGCGCACGAAGGCAAACAAGAACCAAAAGACAAACCCUGUCCAUACUGUCCUAAGAAGUUCAGUUGUCGUCAGAAGCUAAGCAUUCACAUUGACGUACAUGAAAAUAAUCGAAGGCAUAAGUGCCGCUUUUGUGAGAAAAGUUUCGUGCAGAAGGUUAACUGUACUGCUCACGAAAAAAUUCACACUGGUGAGCGACCACAUAAAUGCCGGUUUUGCGAUGCAGCAUUUAUUUCAUCAUCUGGGAAGAAAAAGCACGAAAAAACCCAUCAAGAAUACCAACAAAUAAAGCAGGAAACUGAGGAUAUACCGGAAAACACAAUUGCCGAGGAGGUUAAUUUUGACACCGACAAAGAAACGGGAUACUACGUCGAAGUUGAGCAAGAUGACGGAGUAGAAGAUCUAGUAGAAUAUGCUCCAGUCAUUCAGCAAGGAAGAUUUACCCACAUUAGGAAAACCAACACAUCCGAUAGUAAGGACUCCAUUUUUGAACUUUCUAAAUAUUUGAUUGGGGUGACUCCCGGAGGAAGCAUUUCGUACGUCAGAUCCGGCUAUGGAGGUAAGUCAUCGGACAAGCAGAUUGUUAUCGAAGAAGGAGUGUCGGAUCGUUUAGCACCCGGUCAGGCUGUAACAACUGACAAAGGUUUUAUGAUCGACGACGAAUGCAAGCGACGAUACGUUAAGCUGUUAUGUUCUGUUUGGUACACUAGUCGAAGAGCAUUUUGCAAGGAAACGUAUACGAUGGCUGCCAAAAUUUGUCGCCUUUGUUUAAGACAAUCAACGGAAGUGGUUCCUUUAUUCCAAGCUUGCAUUGGCGACAAACUACUCAUUGAAAUGAUUUGGAGUACAUUCAGGAUAGAGAUAGAUAAAAAAGUAAUCUUCCCGAAAGUAGUGUGUAAUACAUGUAUUAAGAAAGUGGAGUUUAUGCAUAGCUUUAAGCAAGAAUUAACUAAUUGUCAAUCACUAUUAUUGAACUGGAAAAGCAAUAAAACGAUUACGAAGCGACGGCUGGCUUUGGCUGAUUUACCAUCCUACUACAGUGACGGUAUUCUCGAAUUGCAAGAACAAGACGACGAAAUAACUCAACAAAACACAGAUGAGUGUAUGUUCGAAGUAGAACGUUUGGAACCAGAAAUGGACAUCGAGAAAAUCGAGAACGAGGAGAUUCUAAGGGAACAUGUUAUAGAGGAACAAUUAAUUGGUAUCAAGAUUGAAGCACUUCAAACUAAUAAUCAGUUUAUAGAACACAGAAUGGGGGAUGAUGAAAGUAGUGUGGUGCAGCAGCCGGAUCAAUAUAGCGAUUGCGAGGAAGAAUUCAAAGGGUUUGAGGAGCCAGUGCCAGUAAAGUUGGAAGUUGUCAAACGUUCAGAUUCAGACUACAGGCAACGAAAAUCAAAACAAGCAAUCCCUAAACUGAAAAUCAUUGAAACCAUUGCGAAUAAAUGCUAUAUAUGUGGAACAGUUUAUGAGAGCAAACUUCUAUUUGACAUUCAUUUGGUAAGUCAUAAACUGAUGCUUCCGUACAAGUGCGAUAAAUGUAGCACCGAUAGCUUUACGCUAGAAAUCAAAACUCUAGUUCUACUCAACAAACACUUCGAAUCACAUGGUUUUAAUUAUACAUGCUCAUAUUGCCCAUUACGAUUUAGAUCAUACCCACCACUUUAUGAUCAUACCAGAAAUGCUCACACCCAAAACAGCGAAGGGUUUACCUGUGACAUUUGCGGGCAAAAAUUUUUAGAAGUUAGAAAAUUUCGUAAACAUGCUCGUGCUCAUAGAAAUUGCGCGACACAGAGAUAUAAAUGUAAAAACUGUUUCAAAAACUUCCAGACAGGUACCAUUUUACGACGUCACGAGCGCAUUCAUGCGGAAGAAAAACCUUUCAAGUGUCCGUUUUGUAACAGAGGAUUUAAUCACGAAACUAACUACAACCAACAUAAGAUGCGUCACAUACAACAGCAAUCUGACGAUUUGAGUAAUUACGCAUGUGAAUUAUGUGAGAAUCAUUACACCAACGCGAUCGAUUUUCGUGUGCAUAUGGCCGAACAUUAUCCGGAUAACCCGUUAUAUACUGUAAAGACGGAUAUUUUACCGAAACAUUUAAAAGAUUCAUCAAGCUACCCAAGGCCUUGCGAGGAACCAAAUUGCCAGUACGUUGCUUUAUCAUACCAGCUAAUGUGGUCACAUUAUCGCAAUCACUACAAAUUGUACAAAUGUCAAGAAUGCGAUAGGAUGUUCGCCACUGCCACUAUUCUCCGUCGGCACAUCGAUGUGGUUCAUCAGAAAGUACGCAAAUAUCAGUGCGAGUUCUGCCAAAAAGCGUUUGCCUAUCAGCAUAAGUAUAAAGAACACGUCAACAUGCAUAAAGGAAUUAAAACGCGUCAAUGCCGUUAUUGUGCUAAAUGCUUCACCCAUUCUUCGAAUCUUAUGAUACACGAAAGAAUACACACAAAAAUUAGACCGUAUGAAUGCACGACGUGCGGUUCGAGCUAUGUAUCAAGCUCAGCUUUGAAAAAGCACCAAAAAACGCAUCAGCCAAAGCCGUCUAAACGGAUUGACAGAAAUUCAAAAGCCAGAAUUAAAAAGGAAGAGGUCAUUGUACCAGAUUUAAUCUAUGUAAUAGAGAAAGCAGAAGCAGAAGAUGAAAAAUGUAGUUCAUCUGGCUUCGAAGAAGUGGUCGAAAAAAUUGAAGCCAAUGAGAUUUUGGAAGUACAGUAACCACAAGUACAUUAAGCAUUUGAACAUUCACAUACAAUAAAAUUAGCGUUUGUGAAGAAAAACAAAUUUUAAG